Molecule: messenger RNA, 780 nt
Organism: Hemiscyllium ocellatum (epaulette shark)
Lineage: Eukaryota; Metazoa; Chordata; Chondrichthyes; Orectolobiformes; Hemiscylliidae
Gene: tmem269
Product: transmembrane protein 269
Exons: 7
Coding region: 1-780 (259 amino acids)
Biological process (GO): phospholipid biosynthetic process
Cellular component (GO): membrane
Molecular function (GO): phosphotransferase activity, for other substituted phosphate groups
Source: RefSeq, a predicted model, not a curated record
AUGCUGGCAUCAGCCCAGAACCAAGAAGAAUUGUCAAAGUACGCCCUGUCCGCACAGUUGCAGGGUGCAAAACACAAUAGUAUUUUCCAGUAUGCUAAGAAGUUGUUUCUUAGUGAGCAGGCAGGCCGGAUCCACCUUCAAGAACUUGCACGAAAGAAUAUCGCUAAUGCGCUAUCUCUUACAAACCUCAUGAUGGGACUCUCUUCAAUUCUGUGUAGCUUAAAUGAGCACCACCAUUGCGCUUGCUGGCUUCUCUUUUUUGGGUUUCUGCUUGACCUAGCUGAUGGAGCUGUUGCAAGACAACUUAAUGCAUGUUCCGUUCUUGGAGCUAAACUGGAUGACUUUGCAGAUUUUACAACAUUUGGAAUUGCAACCUCACUCCUGCUGCAGGCCCAUGGCAUUCUGGAUGGUGUGAUUGUCAUCUGCUACGUUAUGGCUGUGUUUACGCGUCUCUGCUUCUUUUCUAGUGGUAUCCCAUUUGUUUACCGUGGCCUACCAUGUCCUUAUGCCUCAGCUAUCCUAGCUUGUACCUUUUUAUUGACUGGAGGAAAUCGCAUUCUCCUGUAUGUUGCUGCAGUGGUGAUGAUCCUCUUCAUGACUGACCAUGGCAACUACCCCCAUGACAAGGUCCUUGAAUCACAAGUCUGGAAAAAAAUAGUUUACAUUGGUGGUCUGAUGAUGCUAUUUUGCUGUCCGCUACGGCUUGCCUGCAUAUACUUCCUGAUUUGGUGUUUCUCCUAUACCCUCUUCCCAUCUACUUUGUGGAAUUGCAAAUGUUAA